AAUAAUCUAAAUCCAAACACCCAAACGAUGCAAUUGCGUUUGUUUUGAACUUCAAUAAUAUAAUUUUACUUUCCAAUAGACACAGCAAAACACCAUAGGAAAAUUUGCUAACACCAUUGGAAAAUUUUUCACCCCAACUCAACACAGCGAAAAAUGUUACCAUUUAGCACACAGCCUAUAUAAUAAAUUGUUUUCGCGAUAUGUUUAACGCAAGUAGGAUAAAAAAUAUGCGAUAAUUGAAAAACUAAAACCAAAAGAAAUUGUGUACAAGGCCCAAAAAUUAUGAAUUGAAAUGGAAUUAUUUGUCAUAUAUAGUUUCAGUCAAAUUACAUAUUCAAAUUCUUACUGACUUUUAAAAUAUAUCUUUGAAAUUAUAGAACUUCUGUUAUAUUAUAAAAUAUUUAAAAUUAUUACGCGAAGAUACCAAGGUGAAAAAUAGUUUAAGUCAAAAUGACAUCUUCAAUCAACAACAUUACACCAAAUUUAAAUAAAUGGCAUCACACUUAUAAUGGAUUAUUUUGAGGCAUUUGAGAUGAAUGGAAAAUAUUUCCAUCAAAUGUGUGAUUUUGACAUUUCUUUGGUGCUUUCAUCCCUUCUCUUUUCCUUUCUUUCCAUUUGUCAAGUUUCCGUUAACAAUGGCUGACACACAAGCAAAACCCGCUGCUGCACCAGCGUCAAAAGCUCCAAAGGCGGUUAAGGCACCCAAAGCUAAAGCCCCCAAGUUUGAGAAGCCUACCACUCCCGUGGCUGCACCCAAAUAUAAGCGUCAUGGACGUCUUUUUGCCAAGGCAGUGUUCACUGGUUACAAGCGUGGUCUCCGCAACCAACACGAAAGCCAGGCUAUCUUGAAGAUUGAAGGUGCUCGUCGAAAGGAACACGGUCAAUUCUACAUUGGCAAGCGUUGUGUGUAUGUUUACAAAGCUAAGACAAAGAAGUGCGUGCCACAACACCCAGAACGCAAGACCAGAAUUCGCGCCAUCUGGGGUAAAGUGACCCGCCUGCAUGGAAACACUGGAUCUGUGCGUGCCCGUUUCAACAGAAAUUUGCCUGGUCACGCCAUGGGUCACCGCAUUCGCAUUAUGUUGUAUCCAUCGAGAAUUUAAGUGAUUAUGUUAAUAAUUAACUUUAAUCUGACUUGCAAACCUGUUUUUUAAACAAAUAAAAAAUUAUCUUUAAAUUUAAAAAAAUA
This is a messenger RNA of Bactrocera oleae (olive fruit fly), 1189 nucleotides long. It is a transcript of the gene RpL35A, whose product is annotated as ribosomal protein L35A. Gene Ontology annotation, biological process: cytoplasmic translation; ribosomal large subunit biogenesis. The record is from RefSeq and is a predicted model, not a curated record. Gene Ontology annotation, cellular component: cytosolic large ribosomal subunit; ribosome. Gene Ontology annotation, molecular function: structural constituent of ribosome. NCBI's taxonomy places the organism in Eukaryota, Metazoa, Arthropoda, Insecta, Diptera, Tephritidae.